ACUUUCUUUUUUCUUUUUCUUAUGGAGAAGUUUCACUGUGUUUUUUUCAUGGUCCCUUUAAAGGCCCUAGUCUUCAUAUAGCUUAUUUGAUUUAUUUAUUUUUUUCUUAAUUACUAGACUCUUUUCUUGAUUCCUAUCAACUCCACUAACUUUAUUGUUGCACCUUUUGAACUUAUCAAACUAUCGAUAACAUAAUAAUAAUAAUAAUUGUUUGAAAUAAAAAAGAAAAUGAAUAGAUUUGUACAAAUUGCUUUGUUUUGUAAGAGGUAAUGUAAGCAUGUAAAAAAUCACAUCCGUAGAUUCUGGAUUCAAAAUUAACUUCUUCCUCCCUCAUUCAUAGGGAUCCGAGCCUUCUCCCCUUCUCUACAAUUACCCUCAGCUUCUUCCAAUUCCCCCAAAUCCCAUCUUUUUCCCGUAAAAUAUUAAUACUCUUCUCCUUCUUCUUCUUCUACUGGACAACCUCUCUCCCUCUCACCCAUCCAUAACCAUGGAGGAGAAAGACAGAGACCACCACCACCGUCACCACCGUCGCCGCGACUCUCCCACUCCGAUGAAAAAAGCCCAAGUUUUUUACUAUAUCUCCAGAAACGGCCGUCUGGAACAACCCCAUUUUCUCGAAAUCCCUCUCUUCCCCAACCACCCUCUUCGUCUCAAAGAUGUUUUGGAUCGGCUCGCUGUUCUCAGGGGCAACGCCAUGCCUUUCCUCUAUUCUUGGUCCUGUAAAAGGUAUAAAAAUGAAAAAGAGAAAGGAGGAAAAAUAAAAACAGGGGGUUCUCUGUUCUGUAAGACGACAUGUCGUUUAGCGAGUCUCAGGGUUCUUUUUAUUUUUAUUGUUUGGUUUAUUUUAGGAACUAUAAAAGUGGAUAUGUGUGGAACGACUUGUCGGAAAAUGACGUGGUUUAUCCCGCUGAAGGUUAUGAAUACGUUCUCAAGGCAUCUCAACUUGUUGAUCUUCAUGCCUCCUGUGCAAGUACACAUACCCAACAACAACCCAAGGCAACCGGUUCAAGAACCCAACCUCCCAACUAAAACUCGGAAACAGCAACUCGCACCCACUCCACUCCCCCACCACCCACAUUCCGAUUUAGAAUACGACGAAGACGAAGAUUACGAAUACGACGAUGGCGAUAAGAACGCUGGGGAACCCCCGGGACAACUCAGACUCCGACCGAGUCGGCUCGAUGUUCCACUUCGAAACGGUUUGCCUUGAAUAACGACGACGAACUAGGGAUCGAGUCGGGUCCGAGUCGGAAUUCGGUUCUGAUGCAGUUUAUAGGGUGUGGUGGGUCAGUGGGUUCGAAGGGGAAAACCGUGAGAAGAACGGAGAAGGGGAUAGGGAAAGGGGUUGUGUGUAAAAUGGGGGGAAAUAUGAUGAGAGAAGAGGAAAUGAUAAAGUAUAUGUCAGAGAAUCCGAGGUUGGGGAAAUUGCAGAGAGAGGAGAAGGAGUAUUUUAGUGGCUCCAUUGUGGAGUCCAUUAGAGAAGAUCGGCAUGUCAUCCCACCUAUGCUCAACAAGUCCAACUCCUAUAAAGAAGAAAAGAGCAAAAGGGAAGAAUUGGAAGAGAAAAAAGAUGAAGAUGAAGAUGAAGAGAAUGAGAAUGAGAAUGGUGGGAUCAAAGGAAGGUGCCUUCCUCUCAUGAUAUUGACCUCAACCUCAUCAAAGCAACCCAAGAAGCCUUGAAACUCACUUCCAUGCAAACCCCCCACAUUGCUUUUGUUCAAGUUUUGAUUGUAGUUAAAAAUUUUAUGGUGAGCUCCAAAUUUUGUGUUUUCUAAGAGUUUGUUUGUUUUGCACAAUGCUUGCUUCUUGACUACAUAUUUUGUGAUCUCGUGACAAAAAUUUGAAGGGACAAAUACAUCUUAGGUAUAAGGGUUUAAAUGUUUGCUGUUUAUAUGUAUAAUGUACUACUAACAACUACAGUAUACAUACUUCUAUAUUUUUCUUCAUUAA
Messenger RNA from Cucumis sativus (cucumber), 1950 nucleotides. Its product is annotated as protein UPSTREAM OF FLC-like. The coding region runs from base 488 to 1210 and encodes 240 amino acids. The record is from RefSeq and is a predicted model, not a curated record. The transcript is spliced from 4 exons. NCBI's taxonomy places the organism in Eukaryota, Viridiplantae, Streptophyta, Magnoliopsida, Cucurbitales, Cucurbitaceae.